AUGUCAUCGGGAAAUAUCAAAGGUUUCUACAAGCAAAGAAAAAACCCCACCACCGCCACAGCCAACGCCAAGAAACCGCCGAUUCAUGCCGCCACUUUCAGUUCCAAUGUCGCCCAACCUCCAGCCCUCACAUCCCGCAACGGAAAACCAGAUCUCCAAGAUGAAUACAACGAAAGUGAGUCGGUGUUGCGCCAAUUUGACAUGAACACGGCUUAUGGUCCUUGCAUAGGGAUGACGAGGCUGGCACGCUGGGAGCGUGCGGUGAAACUCGGUUUGAACCCUCCGCAGGAAAUUGAGAGGCUUCUGAAAAGUGGUAAAGUUCAGCAAGAAUCCCUCUGGGAUAGUCGCAUUUAG
Lathyrus sativus (Indian pea) is the source of this 354-nucleotide messenger RNA. The record is from the annotation of a GenBank genome assembly. Lineage: Eukaryota; Viridiplantae; Streptophyta; Magnoliopsida; Fabales; Fabaceae.